UGUACACAAUCUACAUGCAACUAAAGAGCUGCACACGGAGAGCUUAAAUUGAGGGAAACGUGUUCUAUUCAUCGUUUAUGGUAAGUAUCAACUUAUGCCUCGAACAGAGUUAUUCCCGUGAAUAAAGGGGUAAGUUUCUAAAGAAACUGUGGUGCUGCGUUACCUGCCAGAGUUAUUCCCGGUUCGAAGCUUCCUGAAAACCACGCGUAAUUUAGGAUCUAAUUCAUGUGCUAAGAUGCCAUCACCUUUUACAUGUUGUCAGGAAAAAUCCCGUCAGAGGUGAAAAGUACUGUAACUCAGCCAAACGACAAUUCUUUUUUUCUCAACUUCCUACAAGGUAAGCCUGCCUAAGUGAAUAGCUUUGUGAAUAUAAACUCAAUUACCGGUAAUGUGAAUCUAAACGGCCUAGACUGCUUAUAGGAAGGGUACACAUUAGUAUUUUUAUUAGUAUUUUUGAGCAAUUUGUGCAGCAUAGAAGUCACAAGACUAGGAUGGAGGAUUGAUGCAGUACUAAGCCAGUUUGAAAUUAAAUUCAUCCAAUUCGGGGGGGGGGAAUAAGAGUUUUGCAAAUUUGCCAUAGGAUACUCUCUGUCCUUCAUUUUCCUGCAAUUUGAUUGGUUACUUUAAACAAGCCUUGAAAUCUGAUUGGUUUUUUUUCUUUUUGGUGUAGCCUCCUCAUUGGCUGGGGAAAAGAUGCAAUUUAAAGCAAAAAAUGGUGGGAUUCAUUGAUAAAUCGUGCCAAUUAGAGCCAAUCAGGUUACAAGGACCACUAGUGAUUUCAAAAUGGGUGUAACAAAGCCCAAAAUUAAUACGUGAUACUUGAAUUUUAGUGAGAUUUGAAGUUCCCUUUUACCAGUAAUUGAGAUGUUUGAAAUACUGGUUACAUGAUCUGUGAAUGUAUGCGUGCAUGAAGUGAAACCUUUGUCACUCUCCUUAGAUCUAGGGGUGGAUAGGCUUAAAUUUGCAGAGGCUUUUGAGUGUGUUAUCAUUUUAUGUUUUUGAAACCCAUUGACAGUCAUGGUUCAUUGUCAUCUUUACCAUGUUUAUAUCUCAUUUUAUUUGCCAUUGCGUACCUUAUCGAACUUACGAUUUUGGCAAGACAGUAUUUCUUGGGGUUUAAUUUUUGCCAUUUUGAAAGAAGGAAUUAAAUUUCACAAUUUUAGUAUUUUUAACUUCAUAUUAUUUUUCAAAAAUUCUGAACUUUUUAAAAUUCCUAGAGAAUGUGGAACAACAAUUAGCUUUAACUCUCUACUCCCAAGAUCUGAUUGUUAAUUCUCCCCUGUAGCUGCUACACAUUUCCUUGAAAAUUAGUUAUGAAAACUUGGUGCUAGAUCAAGAUAGCAGCAUCUACCUGAUAAGUUUGAAUAUUCUCAUUACCUGUUUGCUGCAGAUGGUAUGGAUAUUGUUGGGAGAAGUUUUAUGUUAAUCACCUCUGGGAGUUAAAGGGUUAAACAAUACUUAAGAAACAAUUAUUUGCCUGUCAGUGAAUGUUGAUAAACAAUCCCCUUCAUCUAAGAACUUAUUAACCAGUGUACACUUUGCCUCUGAUGACUAAUAGUUAGAUAUGAACAGUUUCAACAAAUAUUAUAGGAUUAUUUUGAAUAUAAAGGAAGGUCCCUUGGAAUUAUUACUAUAAAUAAUUGGCAAGAAGCAGACAAACCUUUUAACAAACUUAAAUGGUUAAGUUGGUUGCUUUACCAUUCCAAUGUUCAAACAAUCUUUGAUUGCAUUCAAAUCACUUUGAAAAGCAGGAAUGAAUCCUAAUGUGAAAGAGAAAAGGGAAUUUAUUUCUAUUGUCAUCUGUAUUUGCAUUUUAUUUUUUAUUAUUCAUGUAGCAGUGUGUGCACAUUAAGGGUGAAUGCAUCACCCCAACAGGUGAUUAAAUAGUAGAAACUGAUAAAAUGAAAAGGAGAGAACUUAAUUUCUCCUCUUGGAGUUAAUCAUUGUUGCCACAGUUCAGGAAAAUUCACCUUGAGUAAGGAAAAUUUAGAUCUUUGAAAUAAGUCAGUUAAAAGUGAAAUCCCAGCAAAGAUGAACUUAUUUAAUAUCUUAUUUUGGCCUCUAGGCCUCUUCAUAUUUGAAUAACAAUGAACCAAUUAUCACUGAUCACUAAUUUGGCUUUUGCAGUGAGAGAUUUGAUUCAAGUUUGAGUAGUUUGCUUUUUCAAGGGGCAAUUUGUAAUUAGCAUGAUGAAUUUUAAAAAAUCGUGAUUGAUUUUGUUCUUUCCAGGAAUGUUUGUUUUUCACAAGACAUAAUUUGCAUUUGUUGAUUUGAAGUUAAUUCUUUUUCAUGAUAUUAGUGAGCCACCUUGAAUUGCAAUUGAUUUUCUCAGUUCACAAGAGAAAUGUUAAAAACUUAGUUAGUUCAUGGUAGGUGAUGUGAGCUUGGUUUCACUUGUAGUCAUUUUCUUUCUAUGGUUGGUAUGGCCAUAAUUUUCGUUACUGAACCACUGGCUCCUCCUGUAUUCAAAGCGGUGUUAAGCAGUUACCCAUAGGGAAUGGUGGGGUAACUGCUGAAUACAGGUUUCAAAAAAGAGGGGUAAUAUAAAACAUGAUAAAAAAAUGCCAUCUCAUGCCAUGGUUGACCACUUAGUGCACAAACACCAGCUCAAAAAUACUACUAACAUUAAUUUUGGAAGAGAAACAUGGAUUGAAUUUUACUUCUAGAGAUUAUUCCUAUAGUUUCAUUUGAGUGGGUCUGCUUUAAGUGACCAUCAAUGCAAGUGGAAGACAAAUAAUGCAAACAGGCUGUUGGGAUUCAGUAAAGGGUCACCAUGACACCUUAAUAGAGGUGAUCACUUAAUACAGGUGAAAAUUACAGUGACAAGGAGGAAACAAAUUUGCAACUUUGACAACCAAUCUCUUAAUACAGGGUAUUGGCUUAAUACUGUUCCACUUAAUACAGGUGCAACUGUGCAUCUGUUUAAACAGAUGACUUUCAUUUUACAAUUAAAAACCAAUACCAGUUGAAAAACAUGAUCAUCAUCGAGCCUGAUUUUAAAUUUAUAUAUUUUACUUCCCUUACAGCAUUGAAUCAUGUCAUCUUUAGAGUAGAGAUUAAGCAGUAACAUUUCAAUACUUCACCUGCAACAAACAUAGAGUAACUUUCAGGCAAUGGUACCAUUUAACAUCAAACUUUGUGAAACUAGAAGCUUUAUUUACAUAUAAUGUAUUGCUUCUUAUAUUAACUCUAUGGAACAAGACAAAAAAUGAUGAUUGCAUGGAAAAAUUAGAAAUCUUUAUUACCUAAUCAUUAUUAGAGGGUGGUGUUCCAUGUUGUAAACUUGAUGUUUAAUGCAGUUCCCUAUUUGGAAAGCUUUUAAGGUAAUAGAACCAAUCUGCAUACACAUAAUAUUAUAUAUGAGUAUAGACAAAAAAAAAAUUCAAUUGUCGCUGUAAAUAUGUUACUCAGCAAGUUUCAAUCUGAUAUCAUGAUUGGUGGUCAAAGCUGCAGAACAGUGGGAAUUUACUCAAAAUAUUUUAGCACCAAAUGCACAUUUAAUUUUCCCUUAACUCUCAGUCAAUUUUUUUGAAAAACCUGGGAGUGUUUUCUUGUUGUUCUGGAUACUCCGUGGUAAGAGUUUCAACAAAUUUGUUGAGUUUUAGCUAUCUUUUCCCCAACAUGCCUAAGAUGUUAGAGGGCAAGUGAUGCACUGACCCAAAAAUAUAUUCUUUCUGUCUGUUGUCUUUCCACUUGAAGUUCAUUCAUCAAUUUUUUUUAAAUCCAUCUCCACCAAAAGUGUGGACUGCAAAGCAAUUCAAAAUCCAAGAGAGCUUGAAGUAGGGAAAAAAGUACACUGUACAGGGGAGGGACAAGAAGGGAACAUCAAGUGAGCUUAUGAUGGUCAAUAGAAAGCAUCAAUUUUUGUUUUAAUGAUAUAAGGAUCUUGACUAUUGUUUCCCUCAAUCAUGUGUUCAUGCAGAAUUUGCAAGAGUUGAUUUUUUAGCGGAAGAAAAGGCUGUGAAAUGGAUCCCUCCAAAGUGGCUUUGUCACACAUCCAGUCCCAUCUCUUUUAUAUUCUGGGGGAAGAUAGCUUAACUCAACAAAGUCCUCUUGGAAGCAUCAAGUAUAAAAAGGUGGUUGUUAAAUGGAAGUCAAAAAACUUUUCUGGGAACUAGUUUUUACUUAAUGAUAAGCGGUAAUAAACAACAAACCAGCCUCUUUUUGAAUGCCAAUACAUUUUUGGUGUGUGAUGGGUUGCAGUUUCAAUGUUACCAAAGAGUAGUAAUAAGGAAAAUCACAGUUUUAAAAAAAGCAAACAAAAAAAUUGCACAGUCUGUAGGGUUUGCAGUCUGUAGUCUGCAGUUUGUGUUUUAUCAUGACUGUCCUCACCCAUUUAGUGUUUGUAAACUUUUACAAACUCAGAGAGAAAUAUCUUCUUUUUUUUUGUGAUAACUAAUAAUUUAGAUUUAAGAAUUUCAGACUUUGUAAAUGUAUUUUAUAGUCAGUCACUUUUAUCAUGAGCCUCCGGCUCGGGAGAUUGGGCAACCACUCCCCAUGUACCUGACGGUAAAUAAAUUAUACUUAUACUUAUAUUGUUGUAUAAAUGUAUAAUAAAACAAUACCUGAAUUUGGUUUUUGAAUGAUAUUAUAAAUUAUCAAACCUUGCAUCUGUGUUAUCAGCCUCAUCCUUUGUCUUCAGUUGAUAACUCCAACCUCAGCAUUCAAUUUGAUAAUUCAUAAUAUCAUUCUCAACCUUAUCCAAUAAUUGCUUAGCACCUGUAAAUUGGGGCUAAUGUGCAACUCAAGUUUCCUGCCAUAUGGUGUCAUUUGGAAAUGGUGGCAUCAAUUCUCUACAAAAUCACUUUGUUUUAUUUUGUCUAUAACAUAUUGAGAAUCAAGUGUGUUAAUCAAACUAUAUCCCCUAGUUAAUAUUUUUCUGUCCUCUCAUCAGCCUUCUGCUUAUUAAAGUAUAGAUAUUGUGAGGAGAAAUUUCUAUUUUGGUCACUCCUUGGAGUGAAAGGGUUAAAGCUAAAUGACCCACAAGUUAGAGGAAGGGGCUUCAUUGUUUGGAAAAUUUUGCUAUUGCAAUUGAACCCAGUUUAUUUACUGGGUAUCUCCUUUACAGCUUGAGAGGUUGGGUCUCCAUUCAUUGACCCUGGAUGUGUCUACCAUGAAAUAAAUAAAACAAUUCAACAAAUAGAUUGGAUGUCUGUGUUUCUAUUCAGUGAUAUAUCACAAAUGACCUCAAUGUGCUAAGAAUAGACUGAAAAAGUGGCACUCGAGGUGUGGCACAGUAACUGAUGUUCUUGCCACAUUUGAAGGUCUUCCGUGAUCUGCUAACUGCACUGAGGUGCAACAACUUGGAGCCUCUUUGUUUUAUGUCUUACAGAAUCAAAAUUUUGUUAAUGGUGUUAUCAUCUGUCUAACUUCCACUAGGUCAUUAGUUACACCCAACUGAAAUGUGUGUAUAAUUCAGUUGAUUAUUUUAUUAUUAUAUUGUUUGUCUAUAUUAAUUAUUUAAUUAGUUGUUGUUACCAGAGGUUUGUGUACCCCCUGUCCACCAUAUUUAACUUCAAGGUUGUAUUAUAAUGAUUGUGACUCAAGACUGUUGCAAUUCUUGUGAGCACCCAGUAUCCUCAGCCACAUUUACAACCACAUCAAUUGCCAGAUAUGUCUUCAUAGUUAAUUAAACUGUAUUGAACCUAGUAGUUCAUGACUAGAGUGAGGAUUAAUCGUUUUAAUCAUCAAGGUCAUGCUUGAAAUAUUAUUCUUAGUAAUAUUUAUAUAUUUGUGAUGUAAUAUCCACAGACAGUUCAAAUCAAAAGGUUAUGGCCACCCCUCAUCCAAGGAAGAUAUUUCUCUGGUUAUUUCCUUUGUUCUUAUCGGCUACAAUCCUGUCUGUGUACAUCUUCAGUGACCAUUUAACAGGGUAUGUUUUGUGUGACAUCAUUGGAAAAGUGAAACUUAUCCAUAGAUCUGUACCUCUUUACUUUCUAAGAGAACCUUGAGGCAGCUAGGUUUAGUCACUGAGUGUGCAGUUAAAAAAAUGCAUUUCUAGAUCUCUCCCUUCUAAGUCUGGUCACUUUUACUCCUGUUGGGAAUAAGAUAUCCUUCGUUUAAGAAUUAUCACUGUUCAAAAAGUUCUUGAAGGGGUGCUUUCAAACAUGACAAACUGACUUGGUAAUCUGAGGUAAGGCUUUGCACCAAUAGCCUUGGUGUAAUGGCUGAAAUUAGCAGUAAAAGCUCACUUUAUUAAGUUUUUGAAACUAUUGUGGUAGGUGCUUGUGUGUGUUCCCUGCAGAAUGUGGAAAUUGUUUUUAGUUUGUGAACUUUUGGGUAUUGUUUUGUCAUAUGUAAAUGGAAUGAGAGAUCUUACUUUUUCCCCACAGAUUUAAACUUUCUGUUUCAUGCAAUGCUUACAACUUUGAGUUCCGGAAAAGCCUUGCAGAGGAUCUGAGAGAAAUCCAACAAAAAGUAAGGAAGUCAUUCCUGAAUAAAGAAGCACCCUCGCCAAAACUACUUUUACAGUUGGAAGAAAUUGUGAAACGGCUUGAUCCUGAAGUAGAUCUGGCAAGUGUGUUCACUCAGAAGGGUACUGAUACUGACAGCUUGGAUGUAUGUCCAGAGGUAUAUAAUGGGACAAAGUUUGGUUACCCCUUCUAUGAAAAGGGUUGGGUAUUAAUCAACUGUACCAAUGUAAAACCUCUUCGCUCUGUUGUUAGUGUCCUGGUCAACACUGUUGCAUAUCCCAAGCAAGAUGAGAACCAUAUUGAAACCGUUAUAAAAGGCAUAACAGAGACUUACCCAACAGUUCAGGUUUAUUUGGCAACAGGAAGUGUCAAUGUAAUGAAAGCUGCCCAAAAUUAUAAAAAUGUUGAUGUUGUUCUGAUUGAUAAAGCUCAAGUAGCUAAGGGAUGGAACAUUCUGGUAGGGAAAGCCUCUACUCCUUAUGUGCUGGUUGCACGUGAUGUGUUUCACUUCACAUGGCUAACACAACUUGAGAGGCAGAUUCGUGUUACCAGUCAGAUACCAUAUGUUGAAGUUGCUGGUGGAUCAUACCGUAACUUCUCUGGUCACUGGAAAGCAGGAUGUGUCCAAACUACAAUGAAGAACUAUGUGUUAAAGUACCAAGAGGGAUACUUGCACUCAAAGAAUGGGUGCAUGUUUUGUGAUUAUCUUCAGGGACCUUUUGUAACCAAAACAAGUCUGUUCAAGCUUGAUGAGAAGCUUCCAAUUCAAGUUGUGUUUGAAGACUGGUUUUCAAGUAUUAUUAAAAAAGGCAGCUUAGUCAUGUCAUGUCCAGAUGCUAUGUAUUUUACAACAGACUACUGGUCAUAUUCUAAAAUAACUGAUAGAAAUGUGUGGACACCAUUGGCUAAAAAGUGGGAACUCAAUCAAGUUUUAUUGCCGGGAGGGGUAAAGCAUUCCUUCUCUUGUGAGGAUAUAGGUGUUACAUGCAAAGCCAAAAGUGAACUUCUCCCUUUGUGUUGCCUUCAAGAGUAUGCUUAUGCUUUAGCAUUUUUUCAGAAAUUUGCUGAAGCUCACAAUUUCACUUUUGAACUUGAUACUGGUUCUGCACUGGGUGGUGUUAAGUUUGAGGGUGUGCUUCCUUAUGACCUGGAUGGAGAUUUUAUUAUCUCGACUUCUGGUAUUGACAUCCUUGGAAAAACUGAAACAGUUGAUUAUUUCCAGAAAAAUGGAUACACUUUGGCAGAUUAUGAACCCAAAAAAGGGUACGCCAGACUUUUUUUCAAGAAGUUUUAUUUUGAGAUAUGGAAAAUGGGGGAUAUGUCAAACAAAAGAUAUCUCCCACCAGAGCUACAGAAACAAGAAACUUUCACAAAAGCCAACAUUGGUGGUUAUUGGAUAAAUACAGCAUUUAGUCCUGGUUUGUUCUCUAGGAAUCGAUAUGGAAGAGAAAUCCUCAAACACUCUCAAUCUUGGAUCAAGCUGGGCUUAUCACACAGCUUUAUUGAAUACAAUCCUGGAAGCUUUGAGCUUUGUAAAAAGCCAGAGCAUCAUGCAUGCAUACACAAUUUCCCUGCUGACGGCAACAUUCCAUUUAUGGUUAAAUUAGACGUGUAA
This is a messenger RNA of Pocillopora meandrina, 8028 nucleotides long. The record is from the annotation of a GenBank genome assembly. Lineage: Eukaryota; Metazoa; Cnidaria; Anthozoa; Scleractinia; Pocilloporidae.